Molecule: messenger RNA, 682 nt
Organism: Malaya genurostris
Lineage: Eukaryota; Metazoa; Arthropoda; Insecta; Diptera; Culicidae
Product: rutC family protein UK114-like
Exons: 3
Coding region: 62-472 (136 amino acids)
Cellular component (GO): cytosol
Molecular function (GO): deaminase activity
Source: RefSeq, a predicted model, not a curated record
UCUUCCAGUACCCGUUGAGUUCUCCGUCAAUUCAGAUCAGGUGCAAUCAUAUACUGCAAGUAUGGCAAACAUUCGAAAAAUUAUUUCAACAAAAAAAUGUCCCAAGGUUGUAGCUCCCUACAAUCAAGCUGUGAUUGCCGAUCAUACGGUUUAUUGCUCCGGAGUUCUUGGCUUGGAAGUAGAAUCGCUGCAACUGGUUGAAGGAGGUGCAGCAGCUCAGACUGCCAAGGCACUGGAACACUUGACUACUUUGCUUGAGGUUGCCGAUUCCAGCAUUGCCAAUGUAGUGAAAACAACGGUACUUCUCGCCGAUAUGAACGAUUAUGCCGUAGUAAAUGAAGAAUACAAAAAAGUAUUUUCCAGUAACUUUCCGGCGCGAACUUGUUUUGCAGUGAACAAACUUCCACUGGGAGCCGCCGUAGAAAUCGAGGCAAUCGCAUUAACCGGUGAAGUGAUCCAAGUCUCAUCGUAAUGCCUUUCAGGCUCAGUCUUACGAUCACACAAUCUCCGUAAUUUCAAUCAAUUAGCACGUGUUGUGAAGACGCGGGUGCUAAAUGGAAUUUUAUAAAAACGUCAACGUGGUGAUUCCUAUCUGGAUGUCUUCUAUAUACUUAUGUGAACAGAUAUUUUGUGAACAUAGUUUUCUUUGUUAUUAAAAAUAUUUCGAUCUCCGGCAUUACAA